This is a messenger RNA of Macadamia integrifolia, 1248 nucleotides long. RefSeq lists its product as uncharacterized. Bases 322 to 555 code for a protein of 77 amino acids. The record is from RefSeq and is a predicted model, not a curated record. The transcript has 3 exons. Gene Ontology annotation, cellular component: chloroplast. Lineage: Eukaryota; Viridiplantae; Streptophyta; Magnoliopsida; Proteales; Proteaceae.
UACUUAAGAUGUGUGAUGGGUAAAGCGAUAAGGAGAGGCAUAACAGGUGAGGAAUUCUAAUGGCAGCAAGAGUGAGCAUCUCUGCUUCUCAAGCCCCGAUUCCUUCGUUCCAGCGUCCAACCAACCCACCUUCAUCCUCAUCUGCAUCGCUUCGUCCUCUCUCUGCCACUCCUCUUCACUCUCCAGAGCCAAUUCCAAAUAGGAGGAAGCUGGUUCUCCAGCGUUUCAAGAUUCAUGCCAAUAUAGGUGGUAAGAAAAAAAAAAAAAGUUUGCCCCUAAACAAACGAAGGGUAGCUUACGACUGAUUACUGAAUUUCUUUAAUGGAUUUGGGUGGAGGAGAAGGAGAUGUAAAGCAAGUUGGAGGGAGGAAGAAGAAGAAGUUCAUCACCAGAGAAGAAGAACCAGAACAGUAUUGGCAGACAGCAGGAGAAAGGGAAGGAGAGAACCCAAUGAAGACCCCUCUUCCUUAUAUCAUCAUCUUUGGCAUGUCUACCCCUUUUGUCAUCUUAGCCAUUGCCUUUGCUAAUGGUUGGAUCAAAGUCCCUGUCCGCUAAUUCACCACCGUUACUACUUACUCUACCCACAUCCCACAUAGACAAAGCCCACAAAAACCUUCUCUACAUUCACUACCCUUUCCUCUGCUAUUUCAAAUCUCUAAGAAUACCAACCCAGAAAAAAGAAAAAAGAAAAGCUCUUCUCCUUUACCAUUCCAAGUUGGCCAGUUAUUUAUGGGGAUGCUAUCUUCCUUUAGAAAUCCUUUUUGUUGAGUUAUUAAAAGGACUACAUCAUCUUACAUAUGUAGAUUUUUCUUCUUAUCAGUACCCUUUAUAAUCAACAUUUUGGAUAGAUGAUUAUUAUCAAGUUCACUCCUUUAUCUUAGACUCUGCAUGUUUUUGUUGAGUUCAAAAUGUAGGACCAAGAACAAAGGAAACACCUUUAUUGCCUUCAAAGAUAUAUGUUCUUAAGUUCACAUCUACCAAUACAUACAGAUGGAAAACUUGAAUUGGGAUUCUACUUGGGAACAUUUGCAGGAAGGGAUUGCCUGGAAUGAUUAAAUCCUUCCCAGUUAUCAAAAGUUGAACAUGGUAGUAGUGUCCUGGAAUCUGACUGUGGUGGAUAAAUUUGUAAGAAGGAAGAAAUCAAUAUUGGGAUUGGAGAAUUAGAAAACAGUUUUUUGAGGCUAAAGAAAGUUUAAAUUGUUUUAUGGAUGUGUUGUGCUUUUGCUCAAAGAUCUAGUUUUUAUUUUU